Messenger RNA from Salvia splendens (bonfire salvia), 1953 nucleotides. RefSeq names its product serine-rich adhesin for platelets. The record is from RefSeq and is a predicted model, not a curated record. Bases 59 to 1654 code for a protein of 531 amino acids. NCBI's taxonomy places the organism in Eukaryota, Viridiplantae, Streptophyta, Magnoliopsida, Lamiales, Lamiaceae. The transcript has 7 exons.
AUCACUUGAAAGAUUCAUUUCUUCAUUUGUAUUUCCCACAAAUUUAAUUAAUUAAUUAAUGGCCACCUCCUCCUUCAAAUCCACUUCCAGGAGAGGCGCAGCCACAGAACCCAAAGCCCCGCCGCCCUCCGCCGCUUCUCGGCGCCGUUCCCACAGCGUCACUCCUGUUUCUCGGAAGAACCACGCCCCCCUCGACCACAAUGCUUCGAUUUCCACUGAUUUUUGCAACAGCAGAGAUAACCCCCUUUUCUGGACUCGAUCUUCUUCGCCGCCAGAUAAAGACGAAAGCGGAAGGAUCUGUGAGAUUGCUGCCAGUAGUAAUAAAUUAUCAUCUAAAUUGGAUGCAAAAAGCCUAGUAAACGGCAAUGGUGGUGGUAAUUCUUCUGGUGAGCAGCGGGGGCGCUCUGUUACCCGCAGUCAUAGCCACAGCAACGGAAUCGGCCGCAGUUUGUCGAGGACUCGGGGGCGGUCCAUCUCUGCAGCUUCUCGUUACGGAGCUUACGAGAGUGAAAAAGAGCAGGGUUGUCUUACGUCUCCUAUUUCUCGAAGCAGCAAUGAGGCAAAGAGGACUAGUGAUACUAUAAGUAGAACUAAUUCAGUAAGAAAUAGGGUAAGUAACCCAGGGCAAGCUAAACAUGCUGGAGUGAGAACGGCCAGGAAUCAAGCAAAAGAGUGGUCUGAAGACGAAUCUGCUUGUAGUUUGCAGAUAUCAAAUUUGGAAGAUAGUAUCUCAGUUGGUUCCUUAUCAGAAGCUGAAGAGAAAACCAUUAGAACUGCAUUUGAAGAGCUGAAUGUUUUUCGAAGAAAUAAUGCGAAUCAGGCCGCAGCUACUAAUGUUCCUGAUAUGCCCUCAAAUCUAGUAAACCCUGAGGCUGUUGAGUUAAUUUCAGACAUCAGAAGGGAAUAUGCCAUAAAAUUGGAAGAGUCGGAAGAACGUGCCAGAGAACUUCGAGCAGAUCUUGCUAUUGAAGAGCAACGUGGGCAAGAGCUGGAUAGAAUACUUAAGGAGAUGCUUUCUGAUAGAAAGACUUCUGAUAUGCAGAGAUCUCGUAGAGGAAGAAAAACAAGCAAUGAAAGGAAACGGAUGUCAAACCGCCUUACUGAAGAAGCCAUGGCAUAUUUUGACGAAUGUGUGUCCUUGUCCACCUUUGAUAGUUCUGACUUCUCUGCUUCAGAAGAUCCAGCCUACAGUUUAGUUGGAGCUGCUGGACCUGUAGGAACAUCAUCUCUGGCAAAUGGAAAUCCAAGCACCUUAUGCUGCUAUGAUCAAGGGAAUCUUGUUGACCACAAACAGAUAUAUGGUGACCAGGUGCAGCUCAAACCUUGUGAGGAUUCUAAGCAAACCGGCAACAGCAGCAACACUGGUCCAGGGAGCAGUCAACUUUAUGAAUUCUCUUUUGCUGAUAGAAGGGUGGACGAUGUCAGACCUGAAGAAGAUAUUAGGAGUUAUAUCAAGAAUUUUGAGAGAGAAACUAAAAAAGACAUUGAUUCGGAGGCUUCCAUUUCAUACUACGAUGCUGAAGAAUACAGCAUAGGAGGUCAGCUUGAGGAGGUGCUAUUUGACAGGGUGCUAUACCACAGCAGAAUAGAGUCGGGUGGUUUACUUUUAUGUGGUGGCGCAAUCUCGUGUCUUCCCUUUGCUUCAACUAUGUGACAAGUGUGUUUUCUUCUGGUCUGCUCUCUAUAGCUGCAAUAAGCAUGAUGCUGUGGUCUCUGCGAAAGUGCAGCUGUGCAAUUUUUUGUCUUGUAUAGUCUUAUAAGCAGUGUGUAUAUGUAUGUGAUGCAGUAGAGGUUGUAUAUCUUUCUCAGUGAAUGAGGGAGCUCAUCUCAGAUUGAGUGAUGCUUGAAGGAUUUAUAACUACGAGUAGUACCUUUUCGUUUGAUGUGUGCUACCGCCAAAAAUAUUGUUGUUAUGUUCAAUGUUGAAAUAUAUAAGAUUUCUUUUACCUUCUA